Effrenium voratum is the source of this 587-nucleotide messenger RNA. Lineage: Eukaryota; Dinophyceae; Suessiales; Symbiodiniaceae. The record is from the annotation of a GenBank genome assembly.
AGGGCCCAGCGGCGGCCCUGCAGAAGGAGUUCGAUGAACUCCAGGAGCACAUCAAGCAGAGCAAACAUGAGCUGCUCUUGUCAUUAGCAGACUUCGAAAACCACAAGAAGCGCUUUGUAAAGGAGCGUGAGGAUAGGAGGAGAAGUGCCAUGGCGCACUUCACGACCAAGAUGAUCCAGGUGUAUGGGAAGUUUGAUAGCUUCGCCGCAGAGAAGCACGACAAAGGCACUGCGGAGGCCUUGCAUCAAGGAGUGGCACUGACCCGAGACUUGUACAAGGCAUCCUUCGAGAGAUUUGGCGUGCAGCCGAUCAAGGUCGAGAUUGGCGACCCGUUCGUGGCGGCCCGCCACAUCAAAGCUGGCACAGUGGAACGUGCCGACCUGCCCACCAAUUCCGUGGCGGAGGUCCUGCAGCCAGGUUGGAUCCUGGAUCCCGACAGCCCCAAGCCUGUUGUGCUUCAGAAGACCGAAGUUCGAGUCGCUGAACACGGACCCCCGGCGCCCUGAGGGCUGAGGGGCUUGCCCUUUCGGCGCGAGCCUGGCGCGAGCCGGGCGUGCCGUGGGGUUCCAAAUGCGAGUUUUCUUUCG